Messenger RNA from Paraphaeosphaeria sporulosa, 750 nucleotides. RefSeq lists its product as uncharacterized. NCBI's taxonomy places the organism in Eukaryota, Fungi, Ascomycota, Dothideomycetes, Pleosporales, Didymosphaeriaceae. The transcript is spliced from 5 exons. Bases 1 to 750 code for a protein of 249 amino acids. The record is from RefSeq and is a predicted model, not a curated record.
AUGUCCUUUUUAGCGCCAGUGGUCAGCUUCAGAGAGCAUGGAGUGACCCCACGAGCGUUGCAGGUCUGCAUCGCGAGUUUGGAAGUAAUUGGUUGCAAUUGCACAAUCGGCCCGCACUGUGAUCAUUUCAACUGCUUUGCAAUACCUGUGUUUCAGCAUCUCAGUCUGGCUGCAGCCAGUGUACUCGGAGUAUGGGCAAACGAUGGAUGUCGUCGUGCUUCAGAACCAGCGAGUAUCAUUAUAAGGUGGUACCAGAUCUGUUACAACACGCUUGCUCCUGUGUUGUUUCUGAUGUACUCUCUAGUUAUGGUUCUACAGCCAUGGAACGGCGCGAAAUACUACAGGAUGACUCAUCUGGUGGAGAAAUGUUGUAUAAACUCGGCCGUGCAAUCAAGUAGAUUGGGGCUAGGACCACAUUGCGGAGAAGCGACACACGAUCCAUUGAGUCUAUAUAACUUCCAGUUCGAGAUUGAAAUGCGGACCGAAACUGAACCAACGUUGAGAAUAUUCGAAGCAGGGAUACCCACAACUGAGAGGCAAAAAGUCGAACAAGGUGGACCCCAACACACGAGACAUACAGCAGGUGACGGCUGCCCCUCUCUCGGCGUCCGCCUCGAUUCGCGUCUAUUGCAAGUCACUUGUGUGCAGCCACUUUGCGGGCAAACCGCUGCGGGCGAGGAAUCACAACCGGGCGACGUGAGGGGACACGCUGCUUCUGUUGAGGGAUCGCGCAAGUUUUCCUUAGGCUAG